Messenger RNA from Hymenoscyphus albidus, 2030 nucleotides. The record is from the annotation of a GenBank genome assembly. Lineage: Eukaryota; Fungi; Ascomycota; Leotiomycetes; Helotiales; Helotiaceae.
AUGAACACUCACACUGUAUUGCUCGCAGCCUACGGGCUAUGGGCCAUAGCUGCAUUUCCCUUUGCCUUCCCUUCACCACAGGGCGUCGGAACAGGCGCCGACUCCUGUCCCUCAGAACCUCUCAACAAUGAUACAUGGAUUGAACUGGAUUUGGACAACUAUCUCAUGGAAGCAGCUCACAACAUCACACCUACGGAGACAAACAAUGUCCAGGCAUUAGCCCAAUAUUUUGGUGCGCCAAACUUUUUCUGGUACGUCUUGCCAUCAUUAGCCGACUGGAUUAUUUACAUGCUAACUUUUCUUUGCUUAGCGGUCUUGAUAGCUUUUGUAAUGCUGGUCAGCCAUGUCUGCCGGUGACAACUUCAGCAUGGUAAGAACCUCUUCUUUUCUUCUUACCGCAGUUCCUGUGUUAACAAGUUUCUGUUGUAGGUAUAUAUUGGUCGCCAUCCAAAACUGGAAUCAAUACAUGAAUUCCUUGCACACCGCAGUCAUGUUCGCAACGUCGAUCAUGUCCCUGAUCAUACCACAAGUCGUCAACGAUUUGAAUCCCCCUAGAAAGAAUCGAGAUACCCCUAUGAAAAAUAUGGUGGGCCUCAUUUCUCUAGUAUUGGGUUUCAUUCCCUGGUCAGGGGAGAUGGCCAAAUUUGGUGAACAGAUUAGCAACGCCAGGUUUUCCGCAAGUCACGCCAGCGGCCGGAUGAAACCGACGGUACAGCCAGACAAAUUUAUGAUCUGGGGCGACGUCGCCGCUUCACUCGGUGAACUUGCCCAAGAUUACCAGCGUGCCGUCGCAACAGAACUCAAGAGACUACUCGACUCACCAAUCGACGCCAAAGAUGGACUAGGUGGACUUUUGGGCGGUGGAGGCUUCUUAGGCAUUGCACAAAAUUUCACUCAGGCUGGUAAGACCGUCCGCUCCUCCAUUGUUCUAGAGGCGCCCCACGACCAUUUACUCCUGGCCCUCUUUCUACACGGUUCUCAGAAUGUAGUUAGUCAACCAGAGAGCAUUGCUGACAUGUGAAUCUCCACAGACUUACAAGAGAGAGUCACCGAUGUCAUCACCAGGCGUUCCAUCGCCCUCGUACUCCAAGAACAAAAGGCAUUCAUUUGGCGCUAUCCAAAUGGCUGCAAGGACUACGGCAAGGCUGAUGUGAUGUGCGUGGACGACGGCGAUUCUAUUGGAGGAAAGGCCGGCUAUAGGCUCAUGAAGCCAGAUAGAUUCAAACCUAACAACGCCAACUCUAUGGAGGAGGCAGCUGGGCUACUAUUGGGGAAAUACGGAAUGACCAAGGAUGAGCUCUUCAUGGGGCCAGUUCGCUGUUUCAUAAACAACGGCAGGCAACAAUUGGCCGACCCUUUCGGCGACAACCUACCAACAAAUAAAAGUGUCGAUUGCCUAUUUAACCUACAGAUCUGCGACAAAGUGAGAGGGCUUGGGGAAAGAAACGUGCACGUCCGUGGUCGUAAGUCCAUCAUCGAGAAUUGCCGGGACCAGGGCUUGGAUGUUUGAAAUACAUCAGAGACGCAUGAGUAAUUUAACCGUAGGAUGACUGGGAGUCAAAACCCUGGUUGGGCGUUUGGAUAACUGUGGGCGACUAUCUCUUCACGUGUUAUCCUUGGAAUGUCACCUUCAGAAGAGUAGCUGCGAGAGGGCUCCGCUAAAUCCUGCAUUUGUCCGGACAUGACUUUUAACACCACGGCUGUCCACACGAUUGAGACGUCCAUUUAAUUCGAAGGACUCGGGAAAUACCCGCUAUGGCAUUGCAAUUGCAAAGUUCCAGCGGUGGGGAAGAUUGACCUUGUGUAUCUUUUUGCGGACGAAAUCUGUUCCAAGAUUUGACUGAUAGCGGUUAUGGCUCGCUUGUUGGCGCACCAUGGUCCCUUAUACCGAUUUGGGAUUGGUUGAAAUUACCUGGGUAGGCGACCAUGGGUUAUUCAAACCCUCCGAAGGUUCGACAAUUGACUCUCCGAGAACAAUUGAUGAAUAUGGAUGAAAGAGGGAAGAUGAAUUUGGAGAGGAAUUGGAGGAU